Molecule: messenger RNA, 1876 nt
Organism: Poeciliopsis prolifica (blackstripe livebearer)
Lineage: Eukaryota; Metazoa; Chordata; Actinopteri; Cyprinodontiformes; Poeciliidae
Gene: cbx8b
Product: chromobox homolog 8b
Exons: 5
Coding region: 11-1267 (418 amino acids)
Source: RefSeq, a predicted model, not a curated record
CGGUACUAUUAUGGUCUGUCGGGAAUUCUGGAGGAGGGAGGGCAGUGAAGUGCAGCGAGAGGAGGGGGUACUAGCGCCCAUCAGGCUAACGGUAGGUAGCACUGGAGUAAACAUGGAGCUGUCCGCCGUCGGGGAGAGGGUCUUCGCGGCCGAGUCGAUCAUCAAGCGGAGGAUCAGGAAGGGUCGGAUUGAGUACCUGGUGAAAUGGAAAGGAUGGUCGCCCAAAUACAGCACUUGGGAGCCGGAGGAGAACAUUCUGGACUCCCGUUUGUUUGCCGCUUUCGAACAGAGAGAGCGUGAGCGAGAGCUGUAUGGGCCCAAGAAGAGGGGACCGAAACCAAAGACGUUUCUGCUUAAGGCGCAGGCUACGGGUAAAACCAAGUCGUACGAGUUCAGGAGCGAUGCCGUCCGAGGGAUGCACAUUACGUACCCAACCCCAGAGCCGGUCUUCACCCCCAGGGCCAGAGAAGGCCUGAGGGCUGUCGUUCCCACCAUCUUCCCACCGAGCGCUGUCAACCGUGGAGAAAGCAUGCGCGUGCGACCUUCUGAACUGAGUCUCCACGAGCACCAGCGACAACAAACUGAUUCAGACGGCACCGUCCAAACACCCAAAAAAAGGGGUCCGAAGCCAAAGCCCCGCUUUGUAGACGACGACUUCAGCCCGGUCAUCUCCGAGCCACACAAGAGAAGAAUGGAGGAGGAAGAGGAGGAGGAGGAGGAAGAAGAGGAUGAGGACGAGGAGGACGAGGAAGAAGAAGAAGAAGAGGAAGAAGAAGAAGAAGAGGAGAGACACAGUUCUCACAAACUGUCCAAGUUCCAAGGAGGUGGGGAGAUGAGGUUGCAGAAGCUGGCCCACAGACACUCAGAGAACCACAAACACCACCAUCACCACCACUAUUAUCAUCAUCAUCAUCACCACCACACACCGAAAGUCACCCGCGGGAGUUCCCACAAGCAGCUCCACUCUCACCGCAGCACGGAGCCGCACAGGACUAAAGACGGCUCCAGCUACCUGGUGGCGGCGCACUUCAAGCACCACCACAAAGCGAGCCGCGGCCGACCCACCGAGCUCCCACCGAUGGAGAAGCCUUACUUUCUGGACAGGCGGUCUCCGACCAGGUUUGACGACAGCCGCGACCAAACGGCCUGGAGGCCGUGCCUCAGCAACGUGGAGAAGGUGCUGGUGACGGACGUGACCGCCAACUUCCUGACCGUCACCAUCAAGGAGAGCAGCACCUCCAAGGGCUUCUUCAAGGACAAAAGAUGAUUCUGGAAGUUUCUGAGAUAUUUAGGCAAAGCGGUUUUUGUAUGUAAUGUAUAAAGGAGUAUGACAUAAUAACGUUCAUAUAUAUUAAAAAGUUGCAUAUAUUUAAUGUUUUGACCAAAUGAUAUGAGGUCCGUUUUACCUGCGGUGUUGGUGAAUGUGACGUUUCCUUUGCAGCAGAAUGCUGCUUUCUGUACAGAGCUCCGAAAUUUCACUAUUUUUUCACCUAAAAUCAGCUAGAAUGUAUUUUUUCCCCCCCUCAUAUCUUCCAAGCUGAGUUCAAAACAAAAAGAUGCCCAUGUCCUAUAUUUAAUCUAUUGCUUGAGCUGGUUAUUCCAACAGUAUAUAUGAAAAAAUAAACAAACUGGAGCACUUUGAAUACAGUAGUAUUAAAGAAAAAUUGUUUUGUUGUCCUAAAGAGUUUUGUAACAUCUUGUAUUUAAAAAAAAAAAAUCUUUUAAAUUAAACCCUUUUUUUGCCUUCAAGGCACAUUUAACAUUUUUUUCCCCAAGAAUAUACAUCAUUUUACAUUUUUCAUAGAUAUGUUUGCCGUAACAGAAAGUUUUCAGAUUGCUUUUUAGAUGCUUUUCAAUAAAUCAGUUGAGUUUCUGA